ACCGUCGUCCGUAUGUUUUAGGGCCUUGGUCGUCCGUAUAUUGAUGCACGGCCUUAGCCUUGUGUAGCAUUUUCUUUCUAAAAAUAUACAUAUUAAAACUGUGGGCAGUACGGGCAGUACCCAAGGCCCGUAGUACCUCAGGGUAUAUGUAGUACCAAUAGAUGAGAUGGCCUUGGGUAGUAAAUCUAUGACCGUGGCCGGGUAGUAAGAUAGUAGGCUGGCUGCCUAUCUCCUGCAAUGCUAAAAUGUACAAUAGACACACUGAAAAUCUCAAAUCCAUUCCAUUCUUCUUCUAGACUGCUAAAUAUUUUACAGCGACCCAAGCAGAAGAAGCAAAUAUUUUACAAGUUAAGGCAAUGGCAAGUGGCCUCGGUCCCAGUGCUGCCGCAGUGGCGCCACCUUCACCUGUCGCCCGGUGACCCGCGGCUGGCGGCGUACGCGGCGCGGGCGCGCGCCGAGCUGCGCCACCUGGAGGCGGAGCUGGUGGCGGGUCGCGGCGGCGGCGCGGUCGGCCGGCGCCGCGGCCAGCUGGCCGGCACCGUGCAGCUGCUGGACCUGCUCGAUCGGCUGGCCGAGGAGCGCCGCCAGCUGCAGGAGCUGUGCGCCGACCCCGAGCUGCGCGAGCUGGCCGAGCUGGACGCCGCCCGGCUGGAGGCCGACGCCGAGAGCGCGCUGACUGAGCUGGAGAGCCGGCUGGCGGGCGCGGCGGCCGCCGACGCGUGCUCGGCGCUACUGGAGGUGACCGCCGGCGUGGGUGGCCAGGAGGCGAUGCUGUUCGCCGCCGAGCUGCUCGACAUGUACGAGUGCUGGGCGCAGCGGCGCGGCUGGCGCAUGGAGGUGGCCCAGCACGAGACCACGGGACUGGGCGGCGUGCGGUACGCGGCCGCCACUGUGCACGGUGAGGGCGUGUACUCGCGGCUUAAGUACGAGGGCGGCGUGCACCGGGUGCAGCGCGUGCCGCGCACGGAGAAGGGCGGCCGACUGCACACGAGUACUGUGGCCGUGGCCGUGCUGCCGCUGCCGGAGGCCGUCGACGUGCACCUGCCGGCCGGCGAUCUCAAGAUCGAAACCAAAAAGGCGAGCGGUGCCGGCGGCCAGCACGUGAACACGACCGACAGCGCAGUGCGCGUGGUCCACCUGCCCACCGGGCUGGCCGUCGAGUGUCAGGAGAUGCGCAGCCAGCACCGCAAUAAGGAGCGGGCGCUGGAGCUGCUGCGCGCGCGCCUCUAUCAGCGGCAGCUGGACAAGGCUGAGGCGGAGCGGGCGGCCGCCAGAAAACAACAGGUGGGCAGCAGCAGUCGCUCGGAGAAGAUCCGCACGUACAACUUCCCUCAGGACCGUGUCACCGACCACCGGCUGGGUCUGAGCCUGCACGGCCUGCCGCUGGUGCUCGCUGGAGAGCGGCUAGACGAGAUCCACGACCGGCUGGAGGACGAGGCGCGCCGUCAGAGGCUGCUUGACGAACUGGAGGCGCCUGCAGACGCUAGCUGACCGACGACAGACACAGAUGGAGAGUAUGAAGGUUGGUACAGGCGGAGGUGGCGCUCGCCAGGUGUGUGUAGUGAAGAUCAUGCGGGGGACAUAUGUGAGUGUCGCUUUACGGCUGUCAGUAGCCCGAUGAUCUAGACGGGUUCCGCACCAAACAGCGCUGUGGGCUGCUCCCGACUUAAGGUACGUCGAAGUGCGUCCUGCUGCCGACUUUGGGGAGUCAUUUGCGAUUGGCAACUGGACAUUGUUGACGGACGUACAGCGCAUUGACUGCUCCAAUCUACUCUCAUUUGCUGGUCAGAGGAACGAAAGUCAGGCACCAAUUGUGAUAUGCAAGUUGCGGGGCUAAGUAACCCCCAAUUUCGCUCGUCUGAUGUAGAAUUUUUAGUGCUCAGUGCGUGUGAAGCCCUGUGUUUGGUGUGAAGUAAGAUGUGUCAGGGUAUGAUAAAUAUGUAGUACUCGCUAUACGUUAUUUGUGUGUUGCAAGCUCAUGAUCAUUGACGAACCCAUGGGUGCCGAUGACUACCGCAGUUCGGGCGCCCUAAACCCCCAAAUCUUCAUCACAAUUGACGUACCAUUUACGAAUAUUUGUGGAAACGAAGUGUUUGUAUCCGAUCCGCUGCCGUACCGGUGCAAUACACGCGUGACUGACUCA
Amphibalanus amphitrite is the source of this 2143-nucleotide messenger RNA. Its product is annotated as peptide chain release factor 1-like. Lineage: Eukaryota; Metazoa; Arthropoda; Thecostraca; Balanomorpha; Balanidae. The record is from RefSeq and is a predicted model, not a curated record. Gene Ontology annotation, biological process: translational termination. The coding region runs from base 238 to 1491 and encodes 417 amino acids. The transcript has 4 exons. Gene Ontology annotation, molecular function: translation release factor activity.